Penicillium samsonianum is the source of this 1044-nucleotide messenger RNA. Its product is annotated as proline dehydrogenase family protein. Gene Ontology annotation, cellular component: mitochondrion. Bases 1 to 1044 code for a protein of 347 amino acids. The record is from RefSeq and is a predicted model, not a curated record. The transcript has 2 exons. Lineage: Eukaryota; Fungi; Ascomycota; Eurotiomycetes; Eurotiales; Aspergillaceae. Gene Ontology annotation, molecular function: FAD binding; proline dehydrogenase activity.
AUGAAAGACAUGGGCUUCCGCGGUAUGAUUUUGACAUACGCUGCUGAGACUGUGUUUGAUCAUAGUACUCAGGCUCAGCAUGGACAGGGCAUUGCUGCUUUGAAAAGCGAGCACGGGGAUGUGUCCAUCGAAGCUUCGGUCAAUCAUUGUCCUAGCAUCGAAGCUUGGCGGGAGGGGACAGUUGAGACCAUAUACAUGACGGAGGCAGAAGACUAUCUCGCAGUCAAGUUGACAGGUGCUGGCGUUAAAGUCACCGAGGCUUUUGCCGCUGGAGAGUUGCCUCCGCAGCAAAUGAUGGAUGCACUGGAUGAGGUCUGCACCAAGGCCAAAGACCGAAAGGUUCGCAUCCUCGUCGACGCCGAGUCUCAGCACUUCCAAAAGGGCAUUGCACGGGUAGCUGUGGAACUUAUGCGCAAAUACAAUCGCGACGGUUAUGCCACUAUCUACAACACCUACCAGGCCUACCUCAAAAGCACACCAGCAACACUGGCCAACCAUCUCGCCGUGGCAAAAGAAGAUGGCUUCACUCUCGGACUCAAGCUUGUGAGGGGCGCAUACAUGGCUACGGAUGAACGGUCCCUGAUCCACGACACGAAGGAAGACACCGACAACGCAUAUAAUAUGAUUGCCCAGGGGGCACUGAGGAAGAACAUUGGAGAAUUUGGAGACAAGGGCAGCCGCGACUUCCCCUCUGUGAAUCUCUUUCUGGCAAGUCAUAACAAAGAGAGCGUGGUGGCUGCCCACGAGCUCCAUAAGCAUCGUGUUAUGUCUGGCUUGCCUACCGUGCCUGUGCGCUUUGCCCAACUCCAUGGUAUGUCUGAUGAGGUUAGCUUUUCGCUGCUUCAGAUGAAUGACGGCGAUGGAACACCGGAAGUAUAUAAAUGCUCCACUUGGGGAGGUAUGGGUGAUUGUCUGGCCUAUCUUCUUCGUCGGGCAAUUGAGAAUCGCGAUGCUGUUCUGCGGACAGAUAGUGAGUAUCGGGCGUUGAAGAAGGAGGUUUUCCGGAGAGUGAAGUCGUUGUUUGCUCUUUCGCCAUCUUCAUAG